AUGCGUGUUUUUGCUGUUCCGGUAGAUUCCACUUCCGAACAGUUAUACUAUAUGGAAGAAUACGAUAUCGAGUUAUCACAGCAAUCAAUCGAGCUGCCAUGUUAUCAGUUCGAUAUUAUUCAUGCGCAAUUUUGCUUUCAAAUUGUAUCAGUGGAAAAAUUUACUGCACGCUUCAGUGAAUGGACACGAAAAUGCGUUUACACUGAAAAUUUAGGACAGGUGGAAGGUGGCUGGCGAAAUUGGUCCGCAUGGAGCUUGUGCUCCGUGAGUUGUGGACGUGGGCUACAACGACGAUGGCGCUUAUGCGACUCGCCCAUUCCUCAAAAUGGCGGAAAUUUAUGCAGAGGAAGUUUCGUGGAAUCUUUGAGUUGCGAUACGCGCAAUUGCACAGAAUCGAAAGCCAUGGUAAUUACUGUAAACGACACAUUAUGCUCCUGUGGAUGCCUAAUUAAUCAUACGGCUGGAAGAUUUUUUGCUCGAACGUGCGAGGAAAUCACAGAUUGGACGUUGAAAUCUCACGGAAGAUUUCUGUAUCUGAAAUUAAAGCACGACGCGACUACCAAUCAAUUUAGACUUGCAAUUUAUCGCGGUUUAACAAAAGAGGAGUUAAUUUAUGAUUCCGUAAUAAACAGCCAUGCUCAUAAAAGCAGUUUACAGUUCACUUCCAAAGAUUACUUCGUUAUUUCACUUCUGAAAAUGAAUAGCUCAUCAAAUAUCAACUCGGGUAUAGAAAUAGGCUUUGAAUGGAAGAAUGCAACCGAUCAUAUGCUGUCAUCAUUUACAACACUGACAUUGUCACAUUCCUGCAUGUUUUGUCAUCGUGAUUUGUCAUUCCUCCUAUCAAGUCUAUUCAUUAUUUUAAUUAUAUCUCUUCCGCCACUUCUGUGCUCCUAUUCUACCAUAUCGGUUAUUCGAAAAACAAAAUGGAAGCGAAAUCAACAAUUAAGCAUCGGCAAUUCGUUGGACGAACCCAGGCCUGAUGUGAGUAUGGUACAAUCCGGACAAACGGACACUACGGAAAUCAGAUCAGUCAACAGAACCAUGGUCACGAAACGUUCUAUCGGUAUACAGCUUUCAUCGACUCCACGUUUCCCCCGCGAGAAAGGUUUACGAUGGUCUCGAGCAACUAAUUCACCACAAAUUACACCACGUAACGACGAGCACUCAUCACUUUCAUUUAAUACCGAUCACGAUUUGGAAUACGAUUAUUACGAGCCAACCGUGCCGGGUUCAUUCCUUACACCACCUGUCAACUUCUACUCUGAUAUCGAUGUUGAGCAGAUUAUAGGUAGCUCUCAGCUUUCCUAUAGUCUGAUAUCGAAACAUGAUGCUCAUACACAAAUUGGAGAUAAGAUCUGA
Messenger RNA from Brugia pahangi, 1359 nucleotides. The record is from the annotation of a GenBank genome assembly. Lineage: Eukaryota; Metazoa; Nematoda; Chromadorea; Rhabditida; Onchocercidae.